Messenger RNA from Nomia melanderi (Alkali bee), 363 nucleotides. NCBI's taxonomy places the organism in Eukaryota, Metazoa, Arthropoda, Insecta, Hymenoptera, Halictidae. The record is from RefSeq and is a predicted model, not a curated record.
AUGUUGGUCUUCACCCUUCUCACACUCUUAUUCUGCGUCUGGAUUCAGACACGCGACAUUUAUUACACCUGGGGAGAUUUUAGCGCCUGCACGUAUGUCGCAUGCAACAUUAUGUGCUUGAACAUCGCUUUGUUCAAAAUAUUGAUCCUAGUUGUACACAAACAGAAAUUCCUGAACCUAAUCCGGUACAUGGAGAAGCAUUUCUGGCAUACGAACUACACACUGUACGAGCUGGCAAUCCUCGCCAGAUGGAAACGCAUCUGUAUUUACUUCAUUUCUAGCUUCACCUUUUUUACGGAAACUGCGAAUGUCAGUUACACGGUCAUACCGAUUAUAGGUACAUGCACUACCACUCAAGGAUAG